Corylus avellana is the source of this 1241-nucleotide messenger RNA. RefSeq lists its product as uncharacterized. The record is from RefSeq and is a predicted model, not a curated record. Lineage: Eukaryota; Viridiplantae; Streptophyta; Magnoliopsida; Fagales; Betulaceae.
UCUCAAGCCUCCACUUCUUCACCUACCUCUCUCAACACUACCAUUUUUCUCUGCCCCAAAACUCUGUCGUUUUGAUGGAAGUCGCGGUGAUAUUCAACAGGCUGGACGAUUUCGAGGUCUCCCUGCAAAACCCAUCGCUGCUUUCUCGGGUUAUUUUGCUCUCCAAAUGGGGCGCGUUGAUUCUUGCACUGGUCGCGUCUCUGGGCACCAUAGUGAACAGAUUCAAGGUUUUGAUCGUCAAGCUCCGGAGACAGAAGUCGAUAGCUAAAGAGCCUCUUUUGAAGUUCGCCAACGAUGAUGAUUUUGACAGCGAAGACGAAACUUGUUCCUCAUCGUCAUCUUCUUUCGGAGAUGACCAAGAAGAAGAAGAUGAUGAUGAUGAUGACGACGACGACGACAAACCCGAAUGGGAUCGUUGCCGAUCUACGGAUGAAGAUUUCCGGGUGGCCGGUGGGUCGGGUCGAUACGCGGAAGGCGAAGGGCAUAAUCGUAAAAAUAAGUUCCGGCGACGGUUCUCGUGGGCGGACUUCGCCGGCGGCGGGAGCGUCGUGAAGCUCUGGGACCAUCUGGGGUUAGGGUUGGACUUCGAUGUCGACGAUGACUCGUCGGAAAGUUUGAUCUCCGUCUAUGACACCAACAAAGAGAAGGGAAUUUGCUCCCAUAUUGGCGGCAAACGACUCUUUCCGACGGUGUCAACGUCGUCCUCCCCGCCGAUGAUAUUGACGGCGGCGAGGGCUAGCUGUUCCGGGGGCGUGUCGCUGCGCGUGUGGGACACACGCGUCCGGUGUCGAAUACCGGCAAUACUCGCCGAGUGGACCCGGCGGCCCCAGCUCGGAAAGAUGGUGGGCCAUGUCGGAUUCGGUGGCGUCGAGAAGCUCUACGUCAGGGAUGACACUAACGGUGACCUAACCAUUGGAGACGUGAGGAAUAUUAGCUCGCCAUUAGCGAGUUUAACUGGAUCCGACGAAUAUCUCCACGAAUGAGUAACGAAGCGGUGCACGGAACUGACUCUGUCGUGACUCGCUGUAAAUUCGCUGUUAAUUUAUCUUGGCUGUGGAAGUGGCCAAAACAACAGAAAAUUGUGAAAAAAUUAGGGGAGGCCACUUUAUAAAUAUUUAUAUUUUCUUAGACUUGAUAAUUUUUUUAUUUUUAUUUUUCCUUUUUAUUCCAUCACAUAUUGCUUGUGAUUCAGCAAUAGGAUCUUUGAUUCUUAAUGUGGGCAAGUAAAUAAAAAAAUCAUU